Messenger RNA from Drechmeria coniospora, 2229 nucleotides. Its product is annotated as putative NADH dehydrogenase 78K chain precursor. NCBI's taxonomy places the organism in Eukaryota, Fungi, Ascomycota, Sordariomycetes, Hypocreales, Ophiocordycipitaceae. Bases 1 to 2229 code for a protein of 742 amino acids. Gene Ontology annotation, biological process: ATP synthesis coupled electron transport. The record is from RefSeq and is a predicted model, not a curated record. The transcript is spliced from 6 exons. Gene Ontology annotation, molecular function: iron-sulfur cluster binding; NADH dehydrogenase (ubiquinone) activity. Gene Ontology annotation, cellular component: membrane.
AUGCUCCGACAGUCUCUGGCCCGUUCGGCUUGGCGGACCGGCAGGCGGGCGGCCAAUGCCUCACGGGCCUUUGUGACGACUCCCCAGCGGCAGGCGGAGGUCGAGUUGACAAUUGAUGGAAAAAAGGUGUCAAUUGAAGCUGGCUCGGCCCUCAUCCAGGCUUGCGAAAAGGCGGGAGUCACGAUCCCUAGAUACUGCUACCAUGAGAAACUGAUGGUUGCCGGAAAUUGCCGUAUGUGCCUCGUCGAGGUCGAAAAGGCGCCAAAGCCUGUGGCCUCUUGCGCUUGGCCGGUGCAGCCCGGCAUGGUGGUGAAGACGAACUCGCCGCUCACGCACAAGGCCCGCGAGGGCGUCAUGGAGUUUUUGCUGGCAAACCACCCCCUCGACUGCCCCAUCUGCGACCAGGGCGGUGAAUGUGACCUCCAGGAGCAGUCCUUGCGAUACGGUGCUGACCGAGGCCGAUUCCAUGAGAUCGGUGGCAAGCGGGCUGUCGAGGACAAGAAUAUUGGUCCGCUCAUCAAGACGUCGAUGAACCGAUGCAUCCACUGCACGCGAUGCGUGCGCUUCGCCAACGACAUCGCCGGCGCCCCCGAGCUGGGCUCUACCGGCCGCGGCAACGACUUGCAAAUCGGCACCUACCUCGAGAAGAACUUGGACACGGAGCUCUCGGGCAACGUCAUCGAUCUCUGCCCCGUCGGAGCCCUUACGUCGAAGCCGUAUGCCUUCAAGGCUCGUCCGUGGGAGCUGAAGCACACAGAGUCGAUUGACGUCCUGGAUGGGUUGGGUUCCAACAUCCGCGUCGAUUCCCGCGGCCUCGAGGUCAUGCGCAUUCUCCCUCGCCUCAACGACGAUGUCAACGAGGAGUGGAUCAACGACAAGACCCGUUUCGCUUGCGACGGCCUCAAGACACAGCGCCUGACGAUGCCCUUAAUCCGGCGCGAUGGAAAGUUUGAGCCUGCUGACUGGGAGGAGGCCCUGGCCGAGGUUGCUCGGGCCUGGGAGCAGAAGAAGCCCCAGGGCAACGAAUUUAAGAUCGUCGCUGGUGCUCUGACCGAGGUGGAGUCUCUCGUCGUUGCCAAGGACAUGGCCAACAAGCUUGGCUCCGAAAACCUCGCUCUGGACACGCAUACCGGAAGCCAACCGAUCGCUCACGGCGUCGAUGUCCGCUCAAACUACCUGUUCAACUCGAGAAUCUGGGGCAUCGAAGAGGCCGACUGCAUUCUGCUCGUGGGAACGAACCCUCGGCACGAGGCUGCCGUUCUGAACGCACGUAUCAGGAAACAGUGGCUCCGAUCCGAUCUCGAGAUUGGGGCUGUUGGCGAGACGUGGGAUUCAACCUUUGAGCUCGAGCACCUCGGAACCGACCACGCAGCCCUCAAGAAGGCACUGGCUGGCCCCUUUGGCAAGAAGCUUCAGGCCGCGAAGCGACCGAUGAUCAUUGUCGGCUCUGGUGUCACUGAUCACGCUGACGCCAAGGCAUUCUACGAGACUGUCGGUGCGUUUGUUGAGAAGAACGCCGCCAGCUUCAUGACGGAGACGUGGGACGGCUACAACGUUCUCCAGAGGGAAGCGUCGCGAGCUGGAUCCUUCGAGGUCGGGUUCGUCACGCCCUCGACCGCCGUUGCCGAGACGAAGCCGAAGUUUGUCUGGCUGCUGGGCGCGGACGAGUUCAACGCGGCGGACAUUCCCAAGGACGCAUUUGUCGUCUACCAGGGCCACCACGGCGACCGGGGCGCCGAGAUCGCCGACGUUGUCCUGCCCGGCGCUGCCUACACGGAGAAGGCGGGCACGUACAUCAACACGGAGGGACGGGUCCAGAUGACGCGCGCCGCCACGUCGCUUCCGGGGGCCGCGCGAACCGAUUGGAAGAUUCUGCGUGCCGCGAGCGAGUUCCUGGGCGCCCCCCUGGCGUAUGACGACGUCGCCGCUGUCCGAGACCGCAUGGUGGAAAUUAGCCCUGUGCUGGCCGCCUACGAUGUUGUCGAACCGGUUGCUCUGCGUAAGCUGAGCAAGGUCCAGCUUGUGGACCAGAACAAGGGAUCAAAGGCCAGCGGGUCGCCACUGAGAAAGGUGGUCGAGAACUUUUAUUUCACAGACGUCAUCUCGAGAAGCUCGCCAACGAUGGCCCGUUGCUCAGCUGCUAAGGCUGCCGGAGACCCGAGGACGAACUUUAUGGCUCCCGGCAUGGAGGAGGAUAGGCCGAUGGGCCAAGUUGCGUACGGUGCAUGA